GACAUGUCAAGGGCAGGUAACUGAAAUCAAAACACGUGAAAAAUGUCAAACAAGUUAAAGUCGCUCUUAGGCAAUUAUCCUUCGUUAAAGUAUGAUGAAUCUACCGGAAAGGUGAGAUGUUCACUGUCUGGUCAUGAGAUGCCAUACAGAGAGGAUGCUGUCACAAGUUAUGUUCAUGGAAAGAAGUUUCUCAAACUAAUGGCAAGGGAAGACAAAAAUUAUGAAAAAUACAAACCUCACCUGGUACCCAGCACAAAGAAACAUCAUGAGCACCAGCUGUUCUGUACAUUAACCAUGAGUCAUGUUAACAAGACACCUGUUCAUGUGGAGAGACAUGUAAAUGGAGGGAAAUUUAAGAGAUUCCUUGCUAGAUGGGAGGAAUGCAAAAGAACUGGUAAAGAGUACAAACCACCUAGAGGAAGAAGGAAGGUCCAAGAAAAUCCUGAUCUUAGGAAGGGAGUCAACUCUGUAGAUGAAGGUGGUGACAAUGAUGAAGGGGAGAUAAGUGAUACUGACAGCCUCAGUGACCUGUAUCCAGCUGCUGAAUUUGUAAGUCUUGAUGAUAAGGAAGAAGAUGGAGAAGCUGGUGGCAGUCAGAAAGAUAAGAAAGAGGAUUCUGAUUCUGAGUUUGAAGAUAUGGAAACAGAGAACAUAAAAGAUCCUUCAGUCCGGCCUGAUACAGAACAGAGAGGACAGAAAAGAAAUAAAUUCAAAGCAGGAAGACAUUCCAAACAAACAAAGAAGAAAAUGCAGAAAAUAAGUUGAAAGGCAGCAGAGACUGUGUUGUUGAAAAUCUUGUUGUAACAAGUUCUUUAGUAAAAAAUGCGUUCAGAGAGUA
This is a messenger RNA of Mercenaria mercenaria, 838 nucleotides long. Its product is annotated as surfeit locus protein 2-like. The transcript has 6 exons. The record is from RefSeq and is a predicted model, not a curated record. NCBI's taxonomy places the organism in Eukaryota, Metazoa, Mollusca, Bivalvia, Venerida, Veneridae. The coding region runs from base 43 to 765 and encodes 240 amino acids.